This is a messenger RNA of Platichthys flesus (European flounder), 772 nucleotides long. RefSeq lists its product as uncharacterized. The transcript is spliced from 6 exons. Gene Ontology annotation, molecular function: cysteine-type endopeptidase inhibitor activity. The record is from RefSeq and is a predicted model, not a curated record. Bases 169 to 666 code for a protein of 165 amino acids. NCBI's taxonomy places the organism in Eukaryota, Metazoa, Chordata, Actinopteri, Pleuronectiformes, Pleuronectidae.
ACGUCCUCUAAUGAGACUCUGUCCCUCCCCCUCUUGGUCUUUACUUUCCUCACUCACAGUAUUUCCCUCAGUCUGCUCCUGCUUCAGCGUUCACAAGCUCGAGUCCCAUUCAAGAUCCAAGAGGUCUUCCACUCGUGAGGAGCACACGCGAGGCCAGCAAGUACAAAGAUGUCUGUGCCACUGUCUGUGCUGAUAUGUCUGUCGACUGUCCACCUCUGCAUGGGCGAUCAGCUUGUGGAGGAAGUCAUCACCACAAAGAAAGUGCCUCUCCUGGGUGGCUGGUUCGAGAGGAGUCCAGAAUCAGCCGAGGUUCAGAAGGCAACUGAACAGGCUGUGAAUAUGUUCAACGCCCGAUCCAAGAGCAAGCGUGUGUUCAAGCUGGAUUCCAUCACUGCUGCUCAGACUCAGGUGACCAACACGAUCAACUACAGGAUCGACGCCGUCUUGAGGAAAACCAAAUGUCUCAAGUCCGAAAAUCCCGACUUGGAGAAUUGCAAUUUCGAUAAAAAGGUAGUUCCUAUCACACUGAUGAAUGAUCACAGGAUCAAUUCCCAACAUGUGAAGUGCGUCUUCGAUGUGACCUUCAACCCACGCAACAACAAACACGAGCUGCAGAAUCACAAGUGCAAGAAAGUCAUCCUGGACAAAGUGGAACUUUUGGAUUGACGGAACACUUUCACACUGAAGUUUAGCUCCAGAGCUUUGACCUCUGAACUCAAUAGAGUGCUGAUGAGUUAAGAGCUGGAUGUGUGGGUUCGUCCAUUUUUAAUAA